UCAAUCACUGCCACCAAGUUACAAGAACUUCGUGAUGAACUACAACAUGCAGAACAUGAAUAAAGAUUUACCUGAAAUCUUUUCCAUGCUGAAAUCUGCUGAAGUAGAGAUUAAGAAGGAGAACCAAGUGUUGAUGGUCAACAAGACCACCAGUUUCAAAAAGCAAGGCAAGCCUAACAAGGGUAACUUCAAGAAGGGCGGCAAGAAAGUUGCACCGCAUCCUGAGAAGCCUAAGGCUGGUCCUAAACCUGAGACUGUGUGCUAUUACUGCCAGGGGAAGGGGCACUGGAAGCGCAAUUGCCCCAAAUACUUGGCCGAUCUGAAGAGCGGCCACGUCAAAAAGAAAGGAACUGCGGAAUAGACGAAGCCUGGCGAGAGACGAGGUGACGAUGCGCGUUGGAAAUGGAUCCAAAGUCGAUGUGAUCGAUGUCGGCACACUCCCUCUACAUCUACCUUCGGGAUUAGUUUUAAACCUUAAUAAUUGUUAUUUGGUAC
This is a messenger RNA of Lolium perenne, 495 nucleotides long. RefSeq lists its product as uncharacterized. The record is from RefSeq and is a predicted model, not a curated record. Gene Ontology annotation, molecular function: zinc ion binding; nucleic acid binding. NCBI's taxonomy places the organism in Eukaryota, Viridiplantae, Streptophyta, Magnoliopsida, Poales, Poaceae.